AUGGGAAUAACCAUCCAAAACAUCACAGGAAGCACAGCAAUGGUAAUUUGGCCAAAAAUGGCCAGUUGUGUCGACAGCUUUUACAGCAUCAUGUACCACCCUAACUGGAACAGCAUGCUAUCCAGCUACUCCAGAAAGAGUUUUCAGAAGGAAGAGAGGGUGCCCACCACUCGCUCCUCCUUUGUUGUUGAAAACCUGACUCCCCUCACAACAUACAUCAUGUGCGUGACCUGCCAGUCCGCAAACCCCUCCAGCGACCAGUGCAGAGUUUUUAACACACUGGAACGAGACCCAGCAUCGGGGAGCAACACCAAGAAAGAGCUGGCACUGGGUAUCUGGCUGACCAGCAGCGUCCUGCUCCUCAUCAUCGCUGCGGUCCUGCUCUACGGCUGCCUGCACCUCCUGUGCCGCAGGAGACGCGAGCGUUCGCGAGAGCGGAAUGGGACCUCCAAACAGCAUGAGGAGCCAUGGACCAAAAGCGUGGCAUACCCCUCAGAUGAGUUCAGCAGGCAGAGCCAGCGGACACAGGAUGCUGAGGAAAAGCAGCCAGGUGGCAUCCAGCUGGCCACAAUCAUCAAGAAUCCCUCAGUGUGCAAUGAGCCCAUCAUGCCAUCUUCUAAAAGUCAGGAACGAGUCCCAGUGACAGGACAGCGCUCAGCUAUAAAUUAG
Cinclus cinclus is the source of this 669-nucleotide messenger RNA. Its product is annotated as fibronectin type III domain-containing protein 9-like. Bases 1 to 669 code for a protein of 222 amino acids. The transcript has a single exon. The record is from RefSeq and is a predicted model, not a curated record. Lineage: Eukaryota; Metazoa; Chordata; Aves; Passeriformes; Cinclidae. Gene Ontology annotation, molecular function: protein binding.